Molecule: messenger RNA, 9280 nt
Organism: Penaeus chinensis
Lineage: Eukaryota; Metazoa; Arthropoda; Malacostraca; Decapoda; Penaeidae
Product: cortactin-binding protein 2-like
Exons: 18
Coding region: 312-5375 (1687 amino acids)
Molecular function (GO): protein binding
Source: RefSeq, a predicted model, not a curated record
GGACGGGGGCUGUCGAGGAUAUUUUCAAUUGUAGUUUUUAAAAUCGACAUUAGUGGGGUUUCAUGUCAGCUGUAGUCAUUACAGGGCGUGAUGAGGGCAUCAUACGUGCGAUGUUUUGCAUUGCAGGAACCAUUUGUGAGAGAGUGAGGGAGUAAUGGAGAUGUUAAAGAAGUGAUGCACGGAACGCACACAACAGGCGACGCCCUCUUGUGUUUAGUGUCAAAGAUGAGGAGCUGUAGAGCCCCUCGCCCUGUGUAGUGGCCUGUGUGAGUGUCUAGUGUAGUGAGUGUGGGCGUGGGUGCUACAGAGUGAUGGCGUCCCCGGGCCCGCGCCCCGACACCCACCCUCAGGACCCUCCUGCUGCUGCUGCUGCUGCUACCUCUGCUGCCACUGCUGCUGCGUCGCCACCAGCCAUGGCGGGCGCGGCUGCCACAGCAAGCCCCCAAAAGUCCUCGCAGCAGCAGGGACAACCCUUCGAGCCCCUGGAUAAAUCUGUCAGCCAGACGGUGAAGUUAAACCCCAAGAUGGAGUUGAGUCGCACUGAUCUCCUGAAAUUGCUCUCCUAUAUGGAAGCUGAACUACAGUCACGGGAUGUUGUUAUAGCAACUCUGAAGACGGAAAGGGUAAAAAACUUGUUGCAGUAUGGCCGUGUAGGACUAAGUGACCCAUUCCUAGCCCUACAGCGGGACAGCAUUGGGGGCUCUGUUGUUCGGGGUGGUGGUGUCAAUGAGGCAGAGCUUCGGGCAAUAGAGGAGACGCAGCUAGCCCAACUAGAGCACUUGAUUGCCCAGCAGCGUAAAGCACAUCAGAGGAUGCGGCAUGUUCUAAGGGAGGCAGAAAAGCGGCAUUCUCGAGUUGUAGCAGAACUAGAGGAGGAGCGAAGGAAACAUGAGCAUGACACAGCACAAGGUGAUGAUGUAACUUAUGCACUAGAGAAGGAUCGCACGCGAUUGAAACAGGAGUUGGAAUCUGAGAGAGCAGCUAAAAAGAAAGCCGAGAAGGAGCUUCGGAAAGUUCAGGAGACAUUGGAAGAGGAGCGAGGAAAGCAAAAACAAAUAAUCUUAAUGUUAGUUGAAGAGCGCAAAAGGUUGGCACUCCAGUAUGUUGAGGAAAGAAAAAGAUCUGAAGACUUAGCUCAGAUUUUGUCAGAAGAGAAGGGCAGAAUUGAUUCAAUGGCGGAGGGCUUGGAGGAAGAAAGUAAAAAGUCACUUCAAAUGGAGGCAGAACUAGAGAAGCAGCUAGCAGACUUUGACACCGAGCGGCAGCAGAUGAGGGGCCAGCUUACAAAAAAAGAGGAGAGGAUCAGUGAAUUAGAGGCAAUGCUUGAAAAGUUACAACAUGAAGUAGACCAUUAUAAGAAGCAGUUGCAAGAAGCACACAAUGUUGCCAUGUUUCAGCAAACUCUCUCUGUUUCGCCUCCUCGGAUUGGCAUUGCCACUCGCCCUUCUCCCCCGCAGCUUCCGGCUAAACCAGCUACCCUCACGCAGACUCAGCCAAGAAUGCCAGGUCUCACUCCGCCUAAGGUAGCGCCACGAGUUAGAGCGGCAUCACCAGGUAUUGAUGAAGUGACUGGUGUCCCAUUGAGUUUAGGAAUGAGUGUUGCUCAACAUCAUGUUACUGUUCCUCACUCAUCCUCAGGAGGGGCUAACCCUACCCACAUGGUACCCCCUGGUGUGGCAGCGAUGAGUAGCGUUACUAAGGCAGUGCAACUUACUGCUACAGUUAACUCUGUUCCUGUGGCUGGCCCAACUACUGGUAUCGCUCGUGGAGUCCAGCCUGGAGUUGGUGUCCGACCAGUUAUGUAUAGUGUAUCUACGUCAGAAGUUACUCGAACUGUUACUACUGCGGCUAAAAGUUAUAGCGUAAGUGAAAGUGAGGGUGGAUGGACAGGCAGUGGUGAAGGUGAGGGGACCACCAAUGCACAAAGUGGAGUAGCAGGCACUGUGGAGCGUGGAUUGGUACGGGUUACUGGGCCUGGAGAAGUUCGAGGCCAAGCUCAAGUGGUGCAAGUGACCCCACGGGUCAAUGUUUCUGCAUCACCUGGCACAAAGGUCAUCACCACAACCCAUGGGGGAAAGGUGACCUUCCAUGUCACCACAAAUGCUCCCACCUCAACAGCCACAUCUGCUUCAUCUGCAUCCAAUGGUCAGCAACAACAGCAGGUCCCUCCACAAACAAUGACGAUGACCAAGAAGCCACCCCCCCCAGCCAGAUCUACUCAGCCUGGGGGACCACCACCACCUGUACCCUCAAACAAACCAUUGGCAGCACCCCCUAUACCCCCAAAUAAACCAGCAGUUCCCCCAAAGAAAGACUUGGUGACACGUGUAGGGGCUGGGGGCCAAGGUGUGUCAGUAGAACCUGGAACACCAAUCAGUGUAGAGGUUAAACCACAAAAGGUUGGGCCUCAGACAGUCAAAUUUGGCAUCACAAUAUCAAAGACACCAGCCAGUGGGAGCCAGACAGUAGGCUCUGGUGGUGGUAGUAGUCAAGCAGUGGUUGGUGUGGGGCCAGGGGGAUCAGGGGGGGGCUCUGAUGCUCCCGUUGCCCCAGCAGUGGAAGGGGGAGCAGUGUCCCCAAGGAGAGACGCGGCGCAGGUUGGUGGAGGAGGUCCCCCGGUGCAUGCCACUGCCUGUGUGGACUCCCUCUCUCCUGAACUAGAGCACUUCCACCAGUUACUCAUUAGCAUGGCAGGCUCCUCAAACAUAGCAGUACCAACCUCCCCAAACCUAGCUCCCAGCCUCUCCAGUGUCCCUGAUAUACAUAACGUUUCUUCAUCUCCAUCCCCUGUCUCUCCUUCAUCCUCCAGUAUCUCUUCCCCAGUCCGCCCUCUCUCACCACUCCUCCCACCUCUCUCUCCUCCCCCUCCUCAGACUGCAAAACUAAGUGCAGAUGAUGGAGGCCUUGUUUCACCUCCAUUGUGUACAGUAGCAUCAUCACCACAAGCUUUCAGCUUUCUAACAAGCCCUUCUUCUCAAGCAGCAGUAACAGCUUCUUCACCAUCCUCCUCCAACUCCUCUGUUUCACCACCUCCAUUACCCUCAUCAUCCCCCCCACCAUUAUUCUCGUCAUCUCCACUCAGCCCUACUUUGGGCUCCAUGUGUAUUUCGACAAACUCUUCCCCUGUGGUCAGUUUAGCUUCAAGUUUGUCCUCUACAUUAACCCCAUCUGCUUCAGUAAAGAAUAAUUAUUGUUCCUCUAUACCUGGUGUGCCACCUCCCUUACCUCUCACUGAUCCUCCUGUUCUCCUGGCCCCUAUGGAUGGCGAGGAACUGGAACCCCCCCAUUCCCCUCUCGAUGUAUCAACACCUCUCACUAUGGAUGGGAUGACUGCCUUGCAUCUUGCGGCACAUGGAAACAACUGGCAGUCAGUGCCGGUGCUUGUGAGAUGCGGUGCCAGUGUGAGUGCUGAAGAUGAUGAUGGUCGCACGCCCACCUACCUGGCUCUGCUGUAUGCCUGCACCCCAGCUGCAGCUGAACUGCUUAGCUUUCCCCAGUCUUUAGAGCACACAACAAAGGAUGGUUGCAAUUACUUGCAUGCUGCCAUAAAAUCGGGUGAAGUUGAAUGUGUGGAACUUCUGGUGCAGCACAUUCUGGCUGCAGAGGCAGGGCCUAAUCUUUUACAUAGACUAGCAACAGGACCAGACCAUCGUGGCAAUACACCACUAGCCCUAGCCUUGUCUACCACCAACACACAGAUGUUGUCAGCCCUCAGUCAAGCAGGACUAGAUCUGGCUCCCUUGAUCAAUCAUAAUCCAAGACUUGUUAACCUGGCAUCAUCAGCUGCACUUGCCCUUAUCUCAAGUUCUGAUCGGAGCGAGUGUACUUGUUCUGUGUGGAUUGAAGGCCUCGAGUUAGAGAAGAUCGGCAGCCGUGAUACAGUUGUCAGAGCUAACGGAGAAGAAGGCCUGGAGAGGAAUGCUUGUGAGAGCGGCCAGAGAUGGGCUGUGGGUGCUGUGCGUGUAACUCCUGCCACACUGUGGGCUGCUCUUGAGGAGACCCUGACAUCCUUGGUGCUUCAUCAUUGGGAAGCCUUGGCAAGAAGUCAAGGAGUGGGAAUCGUAUCUUCAAGCAGUACAAAGGGUCGCACUACUCCAGUACGUGGAGAGAGAAGACGUUCUGAUCCAUUACAGGAAAUAGAAGUCUGCACAUCCUUCCUAGGCCUCAACAAAUCUGCUGUUAGUCACUUCUCAAUUGGACACCACAAGUGGACACGGGGAGAAUAUGGCCUUGUUAGUGGACCAUACGACCUGUUGGUGAACAACAGUGCUCAGGACAUCUGUAUACACUUGCAUACAUUAGAGGCUACUGCUUACUCCCUCCUUGUACCUGUUCCCAUUUUAAAGAACUACCUUCGACUGAUUGAACAGUCUCAAUGUGUGGUGGUUUAUGGUCCAAAGGAUAGUGGCAAGCGUUCCCUUGUAAGAUGUCUAGCUCAGCUGAAGGGCGGCAGCAGUGUAGGCAUCACACAUAUUGAUAUGGGUGGAGGCAUAUCUAAUGGGGAGUCUGUAAGAGGCAUUUUAGAAAGUGGAGGGGGAUUAGUCGUCAUAGAGCGUGUAUCAAGAGAGGCAUGGCCUGGUGUAUGGGGUACUGUAUGUGGGAGUAAUAAUGGAACUGUUCUAGUUACCAUGGAUGCAUGGAGAAGGCCAGGAGGUGGGCAACUAGAGGGAGGGGUAUUGUGGGUACAGUUGCGUCAUGAUCGAGAACCCAUGGUGGCAAUGAUCUCUCGUGCUAUGACACGUCACAUGGCCUCUCUACAUGCAGGAGUCCUGCCAUCUCCUAAUUCCCAAACUCAAAAGGCUAUAGACUGGGUGGCAGGGGCUUGGGGAAGGCUUGCUGCAACUCUUAUGGCUCUAGGAUUUUCAUCAGCUCUUCAUGGACCUCACCUCUUCAUCCAAACUCUCCUUGGUGCCAAUAAUCCAAGAGAUAUACUGAGGGGUGUGGAACACCUGUGGAAUAAUGUGAUAAGUGCAGAAAUUCGAACUGAAGUUAUUAGUGUGUGGAGGAAGUCCAGUGUUGGAGGGGAAGUGGAUGAGGCAAGGGUAACAAGCAUGGCAUUAUAUGUUGUCAUCCAACGUAGUCUUGCUCCUGGCCUACCUCUUCCCACAACAGAGGCACACAGCUUCUUGGCAGCUCUUGAUGGUGGUCUUGGCAGGUCAGCCUUUCGAGGAAUAAAACCGCCUCUUCCACCUCCUAGACCAAAAGACUUACCCUUGGAUGUGGUAGCUGGUGGCUCCUGUAGCCCAUCAUUUGAGAGAACUGACAACUCACACCAGAUGGCACAUCCUGUAGGUUUGGCAUCACCUACAUCCCCUGAUUGGGAUGAAGCUAAUCUAACUAAAAUUUUAGGGUUAUCUCCCAUGGGAUAUGCAUGACCUGUAAAAUUACCUGACCAUCUUGAAGUGGCAAUGACAAUUCUGCUAGAUUGGAUACCAAUUAUUUAAAUUUCACUUUUUGCUUUCUUUCAUUUUCAUUAAUAUGAAGAGUACUUUCUCUAAAAUAAGUUAAUCUCAUUCUUAUAAUUUAUUUUGCCAAGCCAAGUGGCUAAAUAUUUUUAUAAUUUACCUUCAGGAAGUAUGAAUAUCAUUUUAGUCCUGAUUAUAUUGCAAUAUAAUAAUUUAGGAAAACAUUCAGUAAUAGUUUGUAUUAAAUAAUAACCUUCUAGCUUUAUUGCUCAGCUCUGCCCUCUAUAUAGGUGCUACUUGUGAUUGAUGCCUGUGUUUAAGAGGAGCUGAGUACAGCAAAAUGAAGAAAGACUUCGUUGUGGGUGUAGAGGCAGUGGAUGAAUGUAGUUACCUAGUGUGAAUGCAUCCCCUUAUAUGUGAUACCUGGUGGUAUUCCUCAACUUUAUACUAGCCUAUUGGAACAGCUUGAUGUGAUACUUGCAUUUGUUCUUCCAGUGGUUUGAACUAUUUUUAUUUCCUAGUGCAGAGCUUUUUUAUACUGACAAGUGAUAAGCAGCCAGUUGCACGCACAGAGGAGGAUCACAGCCAAUAGCUUUAAGAUAAUGGUAAAAAAAACAAAAAGUUCGCUGACCUGAUGUAUUUCCACAGGAAACAUAAAUAGAUACAUAAUUUUUUGAGAGCAUCAGAAACAGAUGAUGCAGUUACCAGCCCAGACUGGGGUUUUGUAAGCAUAGUGUGUGUGCCACUAGAUUAUAAAGCAUUAGGUCCUUCGGUCCUAAGCUAAUGCGUUUGAAGACCAAUUUAUUUAGGUCCAUCACUACUUAGACUGAAGGCCAAUUACCUCUUAUCAAUAAUAUGAUUAAUCCCACACCAUAGUUUCAGAUCUUCCACUUGUAGCACAGACCUCACUGACAAUGUUAGAAAAGUAUUUAUUCCCCUGACAGACCUGGUGUGGUGUGUGAUUACUCCUUGAAUUAUAGAAGAGAUGUUGGCUGGUAGUCAGACUUAGAAAGAAUACCUGAUGGCAGUUGCUAAGCCAUAUAGGACUUUAUUAUGAUAAAGAACUUUGUAUGUGAUUCUUUAGUCAUGUGAUCUACUCAUGAAAUUGAGUUCUCAUCUAAUACUUAAUAGGUAAUGAGUGUGUGAUAGUGUGUGCAAGAGAAAUUACUCCAACCUAGAACAACCUUGAGUUGUAUAGUAGGAAUAACAAUUGUUUUAAUUGUCUGAAGAGAGAGGAAUCAACAUAAAAAGAGAAAUUGUGUUUUUAAAGCUUGUUAAGACACCCUUUACAUGAUCUCACGUACCAUGAAGUCGUUAAGCAUAUCCAUAUUUAUGGCAAAAUGCAAUAUACUUAGUUUUAUGGAGUUCCACUUUCAGACCCAAACAAUCUGUAUGCAUUUGCUUUCUUAACUUGAAGUGAUUAUUGUUGUUAUUACUACUACUUUUUUAUCAUUAUUAUUUUUAUGUACAUGUUAGUAUUUAAGAGAGCACAUGUACAAAUGAAACAAACAGAAAAAAAAUUGGAUUAAAUAAUCAGUCAACCUAAUUUCAUUGUAGUGGCCUGGUUGAAGAGCAGGUAGUAUAAAUAGUUACAUUAAUAAUUUAUAUAAUGUAGUGAAUCAUUCUGGCCUUGAAUGUUUUAGCUAAAUGUGUAAUCAACAAUGAUUGUCUUUAAAAUUGAAUAAAUACCCUCACUUUCUUUCCCAGUAAUCCAAGUUGCUGUAGAACUACUCAGUGUAAUGGACUCAGUUUUAUAUUAAACAAAAAAUAAUGGUUAGUCAUAUAGAACAUUCAGUUGGAAGUUAAAGAAAAACAUCAAUUAUUAGGCUGAGGCUACACAAGGUCAUAAUACUGAUGUUUGUAAAUGCCCAUAAAUUUUGUAACAUUUUCUUUUUAACCUUCAGUAGUACUGUAGGAUAUUUUAUUAUAUUAAUGAAGAGGAAAUACUAAAUAUAAUUUUUUUUAUUACUAUAAAAAUUUAUUGACCAGUUUUAAGACCUAUGGAUGUGUUAUGGUACAAUUGGUGAUUGUAAAGAAUUUUUGAGAUUUGAGAAUAAUUACCAAAUUCAUUAUUUGGUGAGGUUUGUAAAGAACAAAAUCCUAGUCCUAUUUUUAAAUAAUUAUAUUUGUUGAAACAGCUUAAGUGUGUUAUGCAUCAGACAUCUCCAUAUCUACCAGUCUUCUGAUUUAUGUUAAUAGUAGUUGGUAGAAAAUGAACAGUAAAAUGCUCUGAUCACUUAGAUGAUUCACAGCAAUUUAGAAGACAGGAGGAAUCACACAAGGGAUGUAUGGUGCUGUAUAUAGUCUCAACACAUAUGAGCAACAUUACUGACUAAUGGAUUUUUAGCAGUGAAUGCUAAAUAGGAAUACUUCUGUAGUUGCUGGGUGAAGAAAGUUCUUUUCCUUCAUGGUAUAGUUAAUGUGUAAAGUAACCAUAUGGUGCCUUCAGUGUGGUUACUGAAGUUUACCUGCAUACACUAACAUCUUAAAUAAAAGAAAAAGUAUAGAGUUGCUGCUGAUGAAGAAGCAUUCUUCAUUCCAUGACUAGAAAGAGUAAAUCAUUAAACCUCAUGGCUGAUAUAAGACUAAAUCUGUUUAAAGAAAAAAAAGAAAAAUUAGUAUAUGGAAUCCAGUGAAAACUUAUAUUAGUAACAUUAUUGAAAGAAAUAAUAAACUUAAAUAAGAAUGGUUUCACCUGAAGGAAAUGAUGUAGAUCUGUAUGCAAAAGUUGGGAUGGAUUUUUGCAGAUAGCAGUGUAUAAUUUCUUAAAGUAAUUGCACAAGAACAGAAGAGUGAAGGGCAUUUAUAGUUAGUUUAUAAAUAUAAUUGUUCUGUUCCAUUUGGUCUUUGUACCUAAAGUAUAAAGAAAAAAAUACUCAACUUUAAACUUAGAAUGACAAUUUAUAUAUUGCACAGUUAAAUGAAGAGCAGGAGUGGUUUUGUUAUAAUCUAAACCCUAGGGUUUUUGUAUUUCACAUAGCCAAGUCUCUUCAGAGAUGGAUAUACUCCAUGUUUUAUUUUUUAUUUUCAAUGUUACUAAUCAGUGGAUUUGCCUUGAACAUUGACAUUUCUGUUUACUAUUUUAAUUUUAUAUAUAUAUUUCCUUUGGCUUGUCAGCAGCUAAUAGAUUACAAGUGAUUGUAAUUUUUAUUUUAUAUUCCAGUAUAAAAACAAAAUAGGGCAGUCAGGAAUACUGAGUAUAGUAGAUAAUGCAGCUUAUCAGAAAUGGAAAAUAUUGUUAUUUUCAUACAGAACAAAGCUAAAUCACAGUCUCUGCAACUCUGGUUUAAACAUUAAUACAUUGUCUUGUAUAGAGUUCAUGGAACUUAUUGUUCUCAGAUUUAAGUUUCUAGCUUCACAUAAAAGUUUCCUGGGCAAGUAAUGCCUAAUUUGUAGGCAAACACAAAGCUGCAAGAUCUUUGCUGCUUCUGCUCCUGUUUUCGUGGUUUUGCCAUUUGAUAUCUAUUUAAAAGUAUUUGAAUUUAGAUUGUAUAAAGGUUUGUAGUUUGUGACCCUUGCCCCAUGAACAUGUCAGAUUUCAAUUUGGGAAGUAGAUGAUGUUGAUGUAAACAAAAGAAUAAGAAAAGAGAAAAAAAGAAAAGAAAAACAGGAGUAAGGCAGCAGUAAAUGGCAGCAGUAUCCAUUUGAUGGGUAGGGUCUGGUGAGAUAUGUUGAAGUGUGUGUAAAAAGUAAAUUUACUUAGUGAGGGACUUCUAAGCCUUAAGCUGAUGUCAUCAAAGAAAUCUCUCUAGUAUUGUAUAUGUAUGUACAGACCAUUGUAAACAAAGGGUAUGUAUUUUAAAAUGUACAAUUAAUGUAUUUAGUUAUCAUAUAAAGUGUACAGUUCUCUUUUUCCUAAUAAAAUGUAAAGUUGG